AUGAUGUAUUUCAUCCAUGUAAGAAGCACGAGAGAGAGAGAGAGAGAGAGUCAGAUAACCGACACCCACUAUUUUCCUCUUUCACUACCUAAUUACCUCGCCUUUACUCCUAGGAACUACUCCAUCGCUGUCCCUAAGGUCCUCGAACCCUCAAAUAAAAACCACCGAUUCCUUCAAACCGCGGAUCAAAACCUCCAGCCUCGAGAUCCCUCCCUCUCUAUCCAUUCAUCAGCGCCGUCAAUCGCAUCGCACCGCAAACCCCCCCCUUCCCCCCCGCCUUUCACUUCCACUCCCACUCCCACUUCCACUUCCAUACAACCAACCAACCAACCAACCCAUCCACCCUCACACUCACUCACUCACCACCACCACAAAACCACAACACCCCCCAAACACCCCCAAAACAACCACAAUGUCCCAACCAACCCCCCCACAACAGCAACCCAACACCUCGACCUCGGCAUAACCCUCGCGCUACACACCUGGCCCGCGCUGACCCUAGCCGUGCAAUCCAACUGGGGCGGCCCAACCUCCUCCGACAAGCGGGACUGGCUCUGCGGCGCCAUCUCCGAGAUGCUUUCCGAGCGACCCGAGACCGACGCCGAGGAUCUCGAGGACGUGCUGAUCCAAGUCAUGAACGACGAGUUCGACGUCGCGGUGGACGACGAGAGCGCGGGCCAGGUCGCCGAUCUGAUCAUGGAGAUGAAGGGGCAGACGGAGCGCGGCGAGUUCGGGGUCAUUCAGGGUAUGUGGGAGACUUGGCAGCGGAAGAAGGGUGAUGGGGUGGUGGGGAUCACCAGGGGGGAGGAUCAGGGGAGUGAGGAUGAGGAUGAGGAUGAGGAUGAGGAUGGUGAGGGUAUGGAUAUGGAUAUGGGGGAGGCGCCGGCGUUGGUUAGGGCGCCGAGGGAGAGGGUCGAGCCUGAGGUGGAUGAGGAUGGGUUUACGACUGUUGUGUCGAAGAAGAAGAGGUGA
This is a messenger RNA of Aspergillus heteromorphus CBS 117.55, 972 nucleotides long. RefSeq lists its product as uncharacterized. The transcript is spliced from 3 exons. Gene Ontology annotation, cellular component: nucleus. Gene Ontology annotation, biological process: maturation of SSU-rRNA from tricistronic rRNA transcript (SSU-rRNA, 5.8S rRNA, LSU-rRNA). Bases 1 to 972 code for a protein of 323 amino acids. Lineage: Eukaryota; Fungi; Ascomycota; Eurotiomycetes; Eurotiales; Aspergillaceae. The record is from RefSeq and is a predicted model, not a curated record.